Molecule: messenger RNA, 3797 nt
Organism: Ostrinia nubilalis (European corn borer)
Lineage: Eukaryota; Metazoa; Arthropoda; Insecta; Lepidoptera; Crambidae
Exons: 5
Coding region: 273-3797 (1174 amino acids)
Source: RefSeq, a predicted model, not a curated record
CACUCCGAACGUCAUUGGCACCUGUCAUGUCAUUUCUCCGAUCCGCUCUCGUUUGUCCGUGGUCGUGAAUGUAGUAGGCGGAGUUCAUUACAAUUAUUUUUUAGUUUAGUGUUCUCGUUCCACUUUUCGAGAGUAUCUUUUUAUUUUUAAAUCAAGUGCUCUGUGCUGUGUUUUACGCUUUCGCCUAGUUCGUGUGUCGAAACGGCUGUGUUCAAAUUCCUUGAAAUGGUUUUGUGAUAUGAUGUCAUUUUUCUGUUUGAAACCUUGACAACAUGAGUGCUAGUGUCGAUCUGGACGUGUCCAGCCCUCUGUCGGAGGGCCAGAGCGCGGCUUCGGAUCAUAUCUCGAAGUCUUCGUCGGAGAGUCCUUGUAGUAGUAAAAUCAACGAUGUUACGGCAGGUCAGGAAAACAAAGGGGAUUCGUCGGAGCCAACGACUCCUAAGCCGUUCCCGAUGGCGUUCACGAUUGAUUUCGGGACCGCGAAGCCUGUGGACAACCGCAGACUCGAGGAGUUAGCGAAAAAGUCCCAGGCUAGGCACCAGAGGGUCCAGUCUAUGUCUGCAAGUCUAACUAGACCGGCCCCCGCGGUCCAGAAGCCCCCGAUGAGCGCCAAGCUGCCCAGAAAGGCACAAGGAUACAACUCCGAAGGCUACUUCUCCUCAGACCAAGAAGAUUCCAACCUCUCUGGCUCAGUGAAACUCCGUCACAGUCCGCUAGCCCAAAGCAUGCACGCAACUUCUCCUGUGGUCAACAGACAUAUCAAAUCUCCAAUCGAAUCUGUCCACUCUAAAAGAACGUCCAAAAGCCCGAUAGUCGAUAGCAUUAUGUCGAGAAGUGAGAACUUCACUUCGCGGCAAGGUCUGAAUCUGCCUAUCAAGAACCCAACUAGUUCCUAUUCCAGAGACGUCCAUAGAACGCCUAGUUAUGGCAACCUGUCUGCUAGCUAUCAACCGAGAACCCUCAUGACUGAUAUAAUCGAUCGGAGCCCAGAAGGUGUGAUGCUCACUGAUAUCUCUAGUCCUGAAUUAGAUAUCUUAACACCGGACAACGGCUUGUCCACACCGGAACCGGUAAAGAGUCCUCAGAUCCGUAAAAGUAGAGCAUCUUCAGAAACGCCUGAUUUGUUCAAAAAGUGUGUACCGAAAGUUGAACCGUUGUACAUUGAUGAUGAUGUUGAUCAGCAAUCGAAUAAUUCUUCCACUGGCACGUAUACAAUCGAGGGUGAUAAUUACACCGAAGAACAAAAGGCUAGAAUGAGCAUAGACAGGACUUUUGGUGCUAAUUUGUUAGAUGAAGCGAUUGAAGACUCCUUGAAAAAACAUGCAAUAAGUACUGAGAGGGACCCUGAACUGAUCUUCGACUUCCAAAACCCCAGGGUCAUAACGAAAGAACCAAGAAGAGACACCGGUCUCCGUAGUCCUCUAUCAACGAACAAAACCUUUGAUUUGCCUAACAAAGUUUCUAAAGAUAAAAAUGUGUUAGAAAUCUCGUGCUGCUACGAAUCUCCUACAGAACACGAUUUGGCAGCGCAGACUUCUAAACAAAUUAAAUCCACUAGGAGUUAUCUUGAAAAAAUUAAGAAUAGAGUUAGGACAAUCACGGAGAAAACGUUUCCCAAAUCUCCACCGAAACAUGAGGAAGAGCCGGAUAUGGGAAGUUUUACUUCGGUAACCACAUCAGGGGUGUUGAGUUCUAAAAACCCGGUGAAAGUGGAGCCUCCAAUUCAGUACAGAAGGAGGUGCAGUCUAGCCAAAUCUGAAAUAGACCAGACAGACUACGUUCACCGGUUAUGCAGAGAGACAUCUGUCCCUGUAUCGUUACCAAGCAACAAACUCCCCUUUGAUGAUGCCAAAUUUGAGAGCACAGCGUUGAAAAACGCUCAGAAAGCCAUGAGAGACGACAGUGGUGUGUCUUCUGAUAUAACCCCAGACCAAGUAGUAGGAAAGUUGUCGUAUUUGAGCCUGAACCGGUGCAAAGGGGAUAAGACCUGGAUUCAGGACUGGGCGGAGAGUGUGAAGAAGUAUAACAACAAUACGCUGGCAACGAAGGACGAGUUGAACACCACAUUCAUCAUGGACGGUGACCGACCACCGCUGAGUCCUAGACAUAUACCAGGAAAACCUCGUAGUCCCAUGGGUGGGACACCUACAAAGAUCCCCAGUCCAGUGGGCACGCUACUUCAUAGGCGAACACCGGAUCUAAUCCCAACUCAAGACACCGAGUCGUACUUACUCAAAACUCAAAACGCGAUCACCAACCUUCAAGCGAAGCUGCACUCGUCUCGCACCAACAACUUCACCAACAUUCCCUCCCAACUCACUUCUAGUCUCAUCAGCGAGAAGACGGCCGUCUCCCGCCUUCCGAUCUCACAGCUGAGUAGAUCGAACUCACUAAACUACCGCCUCAGGAAGAAAGAAACCUCCGGGGACAGCAGUCCACUAAGAAGCCCUGGACAUUACGUCAUCACAGGGUCCAUGAAAGUCCCCGAAAGCACUAGGAUCCUCCUCAACUCCGCUUCCAGAUCUUUAGACACUGACAGGCGGAAAAACCACGACUCAAACAUGAAUAGUCCGUGUUCCGAACGCGGUCUUUUAAGCAACAGUUCCGACGAUAAAACACUGUCGAAUCGUCCACCGUACGACGUUGAAGCGAUCCUGUCGCCGCACAGGAAAGCGCACGUCCGACACAAGUCCUUCGAAGGGCAAAACCCUAAUUUCUUCACCGACGUCAACACGAAUCAAGCCGUGUGUCUCAAGACUGUCUUAAAAAACAACGCCUUAGAAGCGGGCUACCAGAGGAUCGACCAAACGCGUUACUACGACAACAAGAAGCACCAAAGAGUUUACAGCGAUGGAAAUAAACAAUUUAAGCCGCAAAAUGUAGGGUUCGGAAGCUCGAUUAGGAGAUCCAGCUCUUUCAACACUGUUAAUAAGAAUAAUAACUACAUAGAACCGCCCCGGAUCACAUCCAGGCGGUCGAGUGGUCAUUCAGAGGAAUACAAAGAUUACCUAUCUGAUGAAUCGGAUACUGGUUCGUUUGAGAAAUCGCAAGAGUUGAGGUACAAGCGUACAUCGAAUAGGGGUAGGAUCGAUUCUCCGGAUUUGAAAUCGAUUGUGCCGGCGAAUUCUCCGCGUUGUCCGAAUACGCCGGAGAUGCAGAGGAAGUUUGGGCCGGGUUUGGUGAGGAAUUCCGUGAGGGUGACGAGCAAGGAGCGGGCAGGGAGUGCGAGGGCCCCGGAGCCGCCGGUGCAGGAAGGCCGGCCUACGGGGCACCAGAGCCGGCGGGUCUCCGAGCCGAGACAGGCUGUCCUGAGCAGGCUAACCAAGUCGAGGUCUUCGACGAGGGAAUUCCAGCCUAAGCAACAGGAGAAAGGUCAAAAGAAGCCCAGCCAACACCGCUCGUCCUCCGCGCUAGCCAGCAAAGAAGCCUCGUACACAAACUGGCGCAAGCGAGCCUCGUACGAGCCUAUGAAGGCAGCGAUGGAGGGCAGACGGCGGCCGGCGAGGGAUAAGGACACCAGCAGCGAGCCCAGCCACUCUUCCCCAGUCCACCGCUCGCAGUCCUUCCACACAACCAACAUGGCGGGGCUGCAGCUGGACUACUCCUCGGACGAGGAGCAGCUGGCCGCACUCCCCGCGGACGCCAUGCUCGCGUCGGUUCACUCGGACAUCCUGGACGCGAGGCCGCGGGAGCACCGCAGGCGGCAGGCGGGCGGCAGUGACGUGCUGCUGGCUAGGGACUACGUCGCGCACUUCCAGGUCAGUCUUAAAAUCAAGCAUUUCCAGGUUUUGUGGUGA